AAAAUUUAAAUCUGACGCUCGCUGAGCUGUUGUCGCCUCCUCACGAACUAAAGUGGCAAGUAAGAGAAACGUUUUUUUCUGAAUUUAUGUAGGCGACAGACUUUUAAACAUUUUCACCGGCGUUUGUGAUGAAUUUGUAGUGUUUGUCGUGACUAAUUAGCUCGCCGAGGGAACAAAUUAAGGAGUCCAGCUACGCUAGCUAGCUAGGUUCAACAACGUUUCAGGAUGAUUGCUGGUUUUAACCAUGUUUGACAUGUAGCAUCCGGCGGUUGGUGUGACAGCUGAACCCGGACAGGAAUGAAUUCUGGGAAACAAAAAAUCAAAAUACAGAGAGUUUCCUCGAGGAAGAGAUCGAGAGACGUCCUGAAGAGUCAACUGACACCAGCGAAGAAGAGAGGAGGAGGAGGAGACACCUGUUUCCAGCAAUGUCCCAAAACCUGGAGGCUGAGCAGCAUCAUGGCUGACACACAAGCUGCUGAGUACUGCAGUGACGCUGAGGACUUAUUUGGGGACUAUGACAGUAUCCUGGAGGACAGCUCUGUGCUGGCGAAGCUGGAUGAUGCAGAACAAAACGAAAGGCAGCGUGACGUCCGGCCUGCAGCUCACGCCAACGCUGCGGAUCCGCCGGACUUCACGCCAUUAAAAGACGGCGUCCGGAAACCGUCCGGUGAAGACGUUCUCACCGACUCCAUCUUUGACGAACCCUUCGAGGACUUGCCGCCCAGCCAGCUUCAGUUUGAAGAGCAGGUUCGUGGAAAUGCGAAGAGGAGCAGACUGCAGGCGGGAGAGAAAACCUCGACGCCUUCCAGGAAACCUGACGGGAGCGGCGAGGCCGGAGGAGAGAGAAACGCAGAGGAUCAAACCAGGAGAGCGAGCAGGGCGAGGAGGAGCGUGACGGAUCAGCUGAAGAGGACGAUGGUCUGUAACGGAGCUGCUCCCUCCGCCGUCUCCCGGACCGCCGCGUUGAAAGAAGCUGUGGUUACCGAGGAGAUCAGCGUCGCCAUGCAGGCCAUGGAAACCGUGUCUGCCGACACAACUGACCUCGGGCCUUUCUUUGGACUCCCCACCAAAGUGAAAGACCUGAUGUACAAGCUGAGAGGAAUCAAGACUCUAUACGAUUGGCAGGAGACGUGUCUGAACCUGGACUGCGUUCAGGGGAGGAAGAACCUGAUCUACUCCCUCCCCACCAGCGGGGGAAAGACUCUGGUUGCAGAGAUCCUCGUCCUCAGAGAGCUGCUGUGCAGGAAGAACGAUUGUCUGUUCAUCUUACCGUACAUAUCGCUGGUGCAGGAGAAGGUGCGGGGGUUAGCGAGCUUUGGCCUGGAGCUGGACUUCAUGGUGGAGGAGUACGCUGGCAGCAAAGGCAAGUUUCCUCCCGUGAAGAGGAGGGGCCGGGCGUCGCUUUACAUCGCCACCAUAGAGAAAGCCCACAGCCUCGUCAACUCUCUGAUAGAGACCGGCAGGAUGGGUAAACUGGGGCUGGUGGUGGUGGACGAGCUUCACAUGUUGGGUGACGGCAGCAGAGGAGCUCUGAUAGAAAUGACUCUGGCCAAAGUUCUCUACGUGAGCGAAACCACUCAGAUCAUUGGAAUGAGCGCCACCCUGGGAAACAUCAGCGACCUGCAGACGUUUCUGAGGGCUGAAAAUUACACAAACGACUUCAGGCCUGUGCAGCUGAAGGAGUACGUCAAACUGAAGGACAGCAUCUAUGAAGUGAAGCCAAAGGAACAGGAAUGUUUCAGAUUCUCGCGACUUCUCAACUUCAAAUACUCGAGUGCGAUGCAGAAGGUGGACCCGGAUCACAUCAUCGCUCUGGUGACUGAGGUCAUUCCGACACAUUCGUGUUUGGUCUUCUGUCCCACCAAGAAGAACUGUGAGAACGUCGCAGCCAUGAUCUGCAAAUACCUGAAGGAGGAGUUCCUCCAGCAGAGGGCGGCGGAGAAGGCCGUCCUCCUCGGAGAGCUGAGGGACGCCGGCAACGGCGCGGUGUGUCCGGUGCUCCGGAGGACGGUGCCUUACGGUCUGGCCUAUCACCACAGCGGACUGACCUCCGAGGAGAGGAAGUUGGUGGAGGAGGCCUACUCCAACGGAGUCCUCUGCCUCCUCACCUGCACCUCCACCCUGGCCGCAGGCAUCAACCUACCUGCCCGCAGGGUGAUUCUGCGCUCACCCUACGUGGCCUCGGACUUCCUGAAGAGGAGCCAGUACAAGCAGAUGGUGGGACGGGCCGGGCGAGCGGGGAUGGACACCGUGGGAGAGAGCGUCCUCAUCCUCCAGGACAAGGAGAGACACAUGGCUGAAACUCUUGUUUGUGCUCCGAUGGAAAACUGUUUCAGCAACCUGCUGCACGACGAUGGAAAAGGCCUCCUGAGUCUCAUCCUGUCCCUCGUUGGAUUAAACAUCGCCUCGUCGCUGCUUCAGAUCGGAGAGUUCAUGCGCGGGACGCUGCUGUCCGUCCAGCAGGGACAGCUGUGUGUGGAGACGAGUCUGCAGGAGGCGGUGCGGCGGUGUGUUGACCUCCUGAAGGACAAAGGUCUCAUCACUGUGGCUGAAGACUCACACGGUCAAAGUCUGCAGGUCACCAAGCUGGGGAAAGCUACCUACAAAGGCUCGGUGGAUCUGUCCUACAGCGACGUGCUGUACAGAGACCUGUCCAAAGGUCUGGACGGUCUGCUGCUCAACAGCUGCCUCCACCUGGUCUACCUGGUCACACCGUACGACAUGAUCUCACAGUGCAAGCCCGACUGGAUGACGUACUUCAGACAGUUCACCCUGCUGUCGGCUGCGGAGCAGAAGAUGUCCGCAGCCGUCGGAGUACCGGAGAGCUUCGUUGCUCGAAAAGCUGCGGGACAGACGGUGAAAAAGAGCGUCAACAUGGAGGUGGUGCGGCGGAUGUACUUGGCUCUCGUGCUGUUUACGCUGCUGAAGGAGACGAACCUGUGGAGCGUGGCCGAUAAGUUCCAGCUGAGCCGAGGCUUCGUCCAGACCCUGCUCAGCUCCUCCUCGGCCUUCUGCUCCUGCGUGUUUCACUUCACGGAGGAGCUGGAGGAGUUCUGGCCGUUCAAAGCCCUGCUGACGGAGCUGACACGAAGGCUGAGCUACUGCGUGAAGGCUGAGCUCGUCCCUCUGAUGGAGGUGGCUGGAGUCACGGAGUCACGAGCGAAGCAGCUGUAUAACGCCGGCUAUAAAACACCGACUCACCUGGCGAACGCCGACCCCGCCGUCCUCUCCAGGACCAUAGAACACCUUUAUAAGAAGCAAGCCAAUCAGAUCGUAGCUUCUGCUAAGAUGCUCGUGAAUGAAAAGGCUGCAGCGCUUCAGGAGGAAGUGGACGAGCUGCUGAUGAUCCCUUCAGAUCUGCCCUCGGCUUUAAAAACACAGCAACUCCUCUGAGUGCAGUUAUCAUCGAGAAGUUUUAUUCUCAUCGUCAACUUCCUGUUUGUUUUUAUUGUUUAAAUGCGCAUCAUAUUAAAAUAAUGUACAAGAGGG
Messenger RNA from Chelmon rostratus (copperband butterflyfish), 3489 nucleotides. RefSeq names its product helicase, POLQ like (gene helq). Bases 298 to 3393 code for a protein of 1031 amino acids. Gene Ontology annotation, molecular function: nucleic acid binding; ATP binding. The record is from RefSeq and is a predicted model, not a curated record. Lineage: Eukaryota; Metazoa; Chordata; Actinopteri; Chaetodontiformes; Chaetodontidae. The transcript has 19 exons.